This is a messenger RNA of Esox lucius (northern pike), 4871 nucleotides long. RefSeq names its product protein kinase D2 (gene prkd2). Gene Ontology annotation, molecular function: ATP binding; protein serine/threonine kinase activity. Bases 642 to 3563 code for a protein of 973 amino acids. The record is from RefSeq and is a predicted model, not a curated record. Gene Ontology annotation, biological process: protein phosphorylation. NCBI's taxonomy places the organism in Eukaryota, Metazoa, Chordata, Actinopteri, Esociformes, Esocidae. The transcript is spliced from 19 exons.
UUGCUUUUCAACAAAAAAAAAAGAGUUAACUCAGGCUGAAACUGAAACGGGGCAGGACUCGUAAAAAGAAAAGCCACACCAGGCUCUCAUUCUCCUUCAUUCUCGCAGUUUCCUGCUCAAGGAGGCCAUUUUGUACAACCUGGAGUUUAGAACAACAAACCUUUGGAUUUUUAGUCUUUUUCUCUUUCUUCUGAGUGUUUCCUGCAAAAGUUGACAGUUUCCCCUGCAGAACUACUUCUUUGCCAGAGAAGAGGUGGAGUGAAGGACAGGACAGGAAAGGUAGGAGGGUAGCAGUCUUUCUCAUUCUGCCACUCUUUUAUGAGGCUCUCACAUACAUUGCAAACCCUAGCUCUACCGGCGUCAUUAAAGAAGCGUGACAACGAUCACAAAAAGCAAGAGGUCCAAGGGAAGUAAAGAGAGGCCUUCCUGGAUACAGAUAUUUUCUGAACUUCUCUGUCAGGGGACAGAAACAGGACAGUGAAGAGCCUCACGACUCCUUGCGGCAGUCGGAUUGUGUAUGUGUGUGUGUGCGCGUGUCUACACCCUCACACUUGCUGUCUUGACAGAGCUUGAGCUUGUGUCUGUGUGUGUGUGUGUGUGUGUGUGUGUUGAGGUCCAGGCAGGCCGGUGUGCAGUGAGCGAUGGCCAACGCCAGCCCCUGCCUGCCCGCGGGACCCAUGUCCCAGGUCUUCUUCCCUCCGGGGGGCCCAUCUCCCCCGAGCUCCGUGGUGAUACAGCCGGGCCCCCCCAUGGCAGUGCCGGCCACCCCCGUGUACGGCGGCUUCCCCCCUGUAGACCUGGGGGUCGGGCCGGGCCCGGUGGGUGCUGCCAUGUCCCCGGUACCGCCCACCCCGGCGGGCGUCUCCUUCAUCAUCCAGAUCGGCCUGAGCAGGGAGUCCGUGCUGCUGCCCCAGAACUACGACCUGGCCUACGUCAAGCAGAUGGCCUGCUCCAUCGUCGACACUAAGUUCCCAGAGUGUGGCUUCUAUGGCAUAUAUGACAAGAUCCUGCUGUUUAAACAUGACACAGGCACUCACAACAUCCUGCAGCUGGUCAAGUCAGCCCAGGACAUCCAGGAAGGAGACCUGGUGGAAGUGGUUCUCUCUGCGGCGGCCACCUUUGAGGAUUUCCAGAUCCGGCCUCACGCCCUUAACGUGCACUCGUAUCGCGCGCCUGCCUUCUGUGACCAUUGUGGAGAGAUGCUGUUUGGGCUGGUCAGGCAGGGCCUGAAAUGUGACGGUUGUGGACUGAACUACCACAAGCGCUGUGCCUUUAGCAUCCCAAACAACUGCAGUGGGGCUCGCAAACGUCGCCUGUCCAGUAGCCAGUCGCUACGUCUGUCCACCACCGAUUCCUUGAGCAGUGUGGGGACUGUCUCAGUCAGCACCUGCAAUGAGGAAGCCAGUCUGGUCCGCUCUCACACCACCCAGAUGGUCCCUAACUCCACCUGUACCGCAUCAACAUCUUUGGGCUUAUCCAGCAGCUCCUCCAUCACCAGACCCAUGGUCCGUGCUAACACUCAGAUGGUAUUUCAUCAACAGUAUCUUCCUUGGCCGCGGACCCCCAGUGAGGCGCGGCGGUUCUACACAGGACGACCUGUGCACCUGGACAAGAUCCUGAUGAGCAAGGUCAAGGUGCCGCACACGUUCGCCGUGCACUCAUACACGCGCCCCACUGUGUGUCAGUACUGCAAGAGACUGCUUCGGGGACUCUUCAGACAGGGGCUGCAGUGCAAAGACUGCAAGUUCAACUGCCACAAGCGCUGUGCGUACAAGGUUCCCAAUGACUGCCUGGGGGAGACGCUGGGAGACAGCAGAAGCGACAUGUUGAGUCCCAGUGUGGACACAGAGGUGCCCAUGGACUACAGCAGUGAGUACGCCGACUCAGACAAGUCUUCUGUGAUGGACGAUUCGGACGAGUCCUGCAGCAUCCCAGGUUCAUUCUCCCCUGAGAGCAGCCAGGACGGGACCAGUGGGGACCAGAGUGCCCUCUUCAUCCCGUUGAUGAGGGUGGUUCAGUCAAUGAGGCAGACCACCCGGCGGUCCAGUACGUCCAUCAAAGAGGGUUGGAUGGUUCACUACAGCAACAAGGACACCCUGAGAAAACGGCACUACUGGCGCCUGGACUGCAAGUGCAUCAUUUUGUUCCAGAACAACACCACCAACAAGUACUAUAAGGAGAUCCCUUUGUCUGAGGUUCUGGAGGUACGCCCCGCCGGUGACUUCAGCCUGGUUCCCCCAGGCACCAGCCCCCACUGCUUUGAGAUCAUCACAGGGACCAUGUGCUACUUCGUAGGAGAGGACCCCAACAUCCCAAUUCUGCCCCCCACCACCCCCCAGUCUUUCCCCCCAACACCUCCUUUGCCAAACAACGUGGCUCCCAAUAGCGGAGUGGGGCGGGAGGUGGCAAAAGCAUGGGAGAGUGCCAUUCGCCAGGCCCUCAUGCCAGUCAUUUUCCAGGAUGCACCACCGGCAGAAGGGCACACCCCUCACAGACAGGCAUCUGUCAGCAUCUCAGUGUCCAACAGUGUGAUUCAGGAGAAUGUGGACAUUGGCAUGGUCUACCAGAUCUUUGCAGAUGAAGUUUUGGGUUCUGGACAGUUUGGAGUGGUGUAUGGGGGGAAACACAGGAAGACUGGUCGUGAUGUUGCAGUGAAGGUGAUCGACAAGCUGCGCUUUCCCACCAAACAAGAGAGUCAGCUGAGGAACGAGGUGGCAAUACUGCAGAGUCUACGUCACCUCGGCAUAGUCAAUCUGGAGUGUAUGUUUGAGACUCCAGAAAAGGUGUUUGUGGUGAUGGAGAAGCUUCACGGAGACAUGCUGGAGAUGAUUCUGUCCAGUGAGAAAGGCAGGCUUCCAGAGAGGCUUACCAAGUUCCUUAUCACCCAGAUCCUGGCAGCCUUGAGGCACUUGCACUUUAAGAACAUCGUCCACUGUGACCUGAAGCCUGAGAAUGUCCUCCUGGCCUCUGCCGAACCCUUCCCACAGGUAAAGCUUUGUGAUUUUGGCUUUGCCCGUAUCAUUGGGGAGAAGUCGUUUCGGCGUUCCGUGGUGGGAACCCCGGCCUACCUGGCCCCGGAGGUUCUCCUCAACCAGGGCUACAACCGCUCUCUGGACAUGUGGUCUGUAGGGGUAAUCAUGUACGUCAGCCUCAGUGGGACCUUCCCCUUCAAUGAGGACGAGGAUAUCAACGACCAGAUCCACAACGCUGCCUUCAUGUACCCACCCAACCCCUGGAAACAGAUCUCACCUGAUGCCAUCGACCUGAUAAACAACUUGCUGCAGGUGAAGAUGAGGAAACGUUACAGUGUGGACAAAAGCCUCAGCCACUCCUACCUACAGGACUACCACACAUGGCUGGACCUGCGGGAGCUUGAGACCAAGCUAGGCGAGCGCUACAUCACCCACGAGAGUGACGACGGCCGCUGGCAGAUGUUCGCCCAUGACCACACCCUCCCCUACCCAGCCCACCUUGUGGCCCCUUCGCCUGCCACCGGCUCUGACGACGAGGCUGGGGAGGACACAGACAUGCAGGGGCUCACCGAGAGAGUCAGCAUCCUUUAAAAAGACAGCAGGACCAGAAGAAACCAUGACCCCUGAGGGUCCAGGGGACUGAGCGGACCAGAGGAGUGGAGUGGGGGGAGCGUGUGGAGGGAGCGAGGGGCUGAUGGGAGGCUGUGGAGUGGGAGGGUUGAGGGUGACCGGGUAGAGAAUCACCCCACCAUGGCCUGUCUACUAGGGAGGUGGCAUCUGGCCCAAGCCUGUCUACUGUCCUGGCCCCAUCCUUGUACCCCCUUCUAUUUGUCCAGCUUUUCAACCCUUGAUCUCUUUGGGUGCAGAAAACUGCUUGCCUGUGCCCCAGUAGGACAUGGUGGAGGUAACGGGUCAGAGGGUGUGUAGAGUAGCCACGCCUCAAUGGGUCCAUUCAGUCUGAACUGCAAUGUGACAGGCUGGCAGAGGUUCGUCUUGGUGAAACUGUAAAACUAAACUCCUGGCGAUGACACAAAACACUUUCCCCAUCUCCGAAGCAUGGCGUAGCACAGAGGACCACCCACACUCUUCUUGGGAUGAAAAGAGAAAGGGAGAGAGUGCGCAGUCAGCCGGCAAGGCACGGAGUUAGAUAGAGGGACCAACAUGCAUAACUUACAGCCAUGAAUGAAUCCUAAUCCCAACAUUUAGAUUUCCGUAGGAUGUAAUGAAUGGAAGUGCCCUGUCUCUGCAAUGCAGCCCUUAGAGAACAAAACACCCCGGGUCUGUAAUACAUAGAUAAAGGUCUUAUAACGGUGAGAUGCCGACCAGCGCAAGUUGGAUGCCAUCGUCUCCAUGGUGUCUAAUGAACCAAGCUGCUGUCUUCAAAAGCUAAAACCUCAGUUCACACAAUGGAUGUAGCAUCUGUCGAUUAGCCUUUUAAACGGCAUCCUUUACUGAAGACUCAAAUCCUAAUGAAGACCCAUCAUGGACUUCCUUGUGAUAAUUUGUUCCAACUGUUGUCUACAUUUUUCAUGUUUUUGUUGAGAAUCAAAUGCUUUGCCAUGGUGAUUUGAGGGUUUCUGAGACCUGUAGACAUAAAACUGUUACAAUAUGAGCAUUUUGUAGUUUGUCAGGGCCUCUAUCAAAUGUCAAUCAGUUUGGCAAAUGCUAUUGCUGUUGUAGUUACAAUAGACAGACAGCUGUCUAUCCUCCGAGUCAGUGCUAAUGUGUGGGAUGGCUAUGAUUAUAAUAGUUUCAAUUAGAAAAUGUAAAGAACAUAGUUAAGAAGACUUUCAUUAUGUACAUGUAUAUCCAUCUCUGCAUGCUUGUGGAGUUUAAGUCUACAGUAUGGAAGCAAAUGGCAUUUAUAUGUACCUUUGCAUAAAGUUUUUCAUUCAUGUC